Molecule: messenger RNA, 1243 nt
Organism: Caenorhabditis auriculariae
Lineage: Eukaryota; Metazoa; Nematoda; Chromadorea; Rhabditida; Rhabditidae
Source: the annotation of a GenBank genome assembly
AUGCUUCAGACUUUCUUGCUAGCUUUCUUCUUCAUAGCGAGGGUGAGAUCACUUGAAGGUAAAAAUACCAUCAUAAAUGAAAAAUUUUCGACAUCGACCGUCAAACUCCUGAGCCCGAGUCUCGACGAGAAAAUUUUGCACCUUCUCCUCGAUAGCGCUCAAAAUGAAUAUGACCAAAGAGGGGUGAUGAAAAGUAUAUUUCUCACUAAAAAGAAAUUAAAUCACAGAACACGAGCAGAAUAGAUCAUCUUAUCACCGUGUGCAAAGAAGGAGAGCUUCCAUAUCCUUUCCCCAAAUUCCUGUGUCCCUUCGUAGACGUUUAUCUCAAAUAUGCUCACAAUACGUUUGACAGUGAUAAGGUCGGAAGUAAAAUGGGGAAACUAUUAAAUUAGCCCUUCAGACCCUUUACGAUAACAUGACAUCUGCGGUGGCAGCAAUCAACGAUGUAAAAGUAAGCUUAAGAACUAAAUCUUACGAGUCCCCAGUGUCUCAAUUGAUCAGAAUCAUCCUUGUAAUCAUUCGAAACAUCAGUCCGGCGUCGUCGUUUUCAUUCCUCAGAGAAUCGUCGUCGGCUGUGUCGAUUUAGUAAUUGCCGAGUUUAUUUAGAUAAGUCAAAAAACAAUUUUAAGCUGAACCAAAAAACGAUGAAAGAUGAUUUCAUGGUGGAAUUCCUGAUAGACCACCCUUUUCCUACGGCUAAAACUUGUGAAGAGGACAGUUCUCCGUGCGAACUCGAGGUCGGAUUCGUGGACGGCUACAUGCUUUACGAAAACCGAACUUGUUGCUGCCCAGCGGAAGAAUGUGCCUUGCUUCUCUACGACCAGGUGUUUUCCUAUCAUCGAAAGCUUCGCAAAAGUAUACUUCCUUCAGCCGGAACUUACUGUGGCUCCCCUGGUCUUUGAAUUGAUUAUUAUCGAUCCAAUGAUGUGGUAUCAUGUCAAGAAAAGAAGUAUCGACGAUUCUACUGGGAUAAGGAGAAAGCGUCAUUUUCAAGGUUUUUUCUUGAAAAAAGCUAGCCGACAUGGAAAGUUUAGAUGACAUGCGAUCAAACACUACUCCCGAUCACAACUCCGUUGUCGUAGCCAUAUCAUUUUGUGUACUAUUCUGCCUGUUAAUGUUAGAUUAACGCACCUACUUUGUUCAAUAUUAGUUUAGGGGGAUCUUAAGCUUCUAUCACGCACUGAACGACGACUUUACUCAAGAAGCGAUGUCUUAUGGGAUAGAAACCCUUGAUGUGAGUUAA